CUCGGCUGUAGAGAGAUAGGGCUUUAUAACAUGGCGGCUGAUAAGUUACAACAGAAACCGGGCACUGGCGAUAAAGCUAGCUAAUCUGCAGCGAUGGGAACCAAAAAUAACGAGCUAAUGGGCAUGAAGACCGGGGGAAACGGACCAGGUCGGAACCGCAGUGGCUGUUUUCUCCGUCCUGCCAACAAACCCGGAGAGCCGCGCUGACCCACGGCAUGGAAACAACGACGAGGGACGCAGAAAGCCAUUAGAUGGUGAAACAGACAACGCAUGAGGCCUUUGGGUCCUGCUAGACAAACAUAUGGAGCCUGAUGUAAUUCCCCCGCCUUCUUACUCCCCUCCUCCGCUGGAUGAUGAUGGUGAUGAUGGGGUGAGGUCAGAGGAGGAUGAAUUUGGGGAUUUCUCUAUAGGAGGCCUUUGCUCCCCGCUUGGUCAUGCCGACUUCACAGAGUCAGCAACCCGUCAGUCGGAUGGUCACCUGGUUGAACAAAAGCAAAGCACACCGUCUGAGGAAACUGGGAGCCGCGAUCCUGAAUCGUCUUUGCACUACUCGAAUGGACGGGCUGGAGAAGACCUACAGCCUGGAGCCCAGGACUCUUCUGUGGAGGACACGGGGUUUGCUGAUUUUGCUAUUUUCACAGAGCAGGCAGGACAUCCCUGGUGUUGUGGCUUCACGGAGCAGUGGGAUGGGAAAGUGGACGAACGCGAAUGUGUUUCCGGACAGGAGGUUGUCAUGGAGUCUGAGCCUCGAUCCCAGCAUGCAUGCAAGGCAAAUGGAGGUAUCCGCGUUGAGGACGAGCACUGUGAGAAAAGAGAUGCAGCACUUGUGCAACCACCUCAGGACCACAGUCAGCCUCAGGGAGACGAAGGAGAUGUUUGUUUAAGAUCAGCUGAGGAAGGGCAAAAUGUUGGGAAAACGCUGGAUCUCUUUGUGGCAGAGCCUGCUUCUGACAGGGUGUCUUGUCAUGAUGAUUGGUCGUCAGAGGAACCAAAUGUUUCAUCCCUUACAUCUCAGUAUGCCCAGUCUGAUUGGGACCAGACUGAUGAUGAGGUGGAAGACUGUGGAUAUUCUGACGCUGUCGUCAGCGGCGCUGUGAACCUCGGCUCGUCUGAGUUGAAUGUGCCUCACUGUGAUGCCACUCAGGAAACCUCGGCUACCUCCUGCCCAGAGAAAUGUACAUACUUCACUGACGCUAAUACCUUGCGUCACAGGGAACCUGCUGAGACAGCUGACAUGGGAGCAGAGAGUCUGGGAACCCUUCCGUCCAGUGACAGCUUUGCGGAUUUCUGCUCGGCGCCCACGCAAGACGAUGAAGAGAGACCAACGUGGGCGGACUUCACAGACCAAAGCGGACCGACGGAGGGAAGAUCGCCGACACAGCGCAGUGAGCCGGGCGAUGAACAGGAUGGAGUCACAAGAAUGAAUAGCUGUCAGGAGUCCCUGUCCUGCCAUGUCCAGCGGCUCCUCCAGUCCAGCUUCCCAGAGGUCUGUGUCCCAGCUGUGGAAGGCGAGGAGGACCUGCCCAACCUCGGUGCUUUACUUCACAUCCAGCAGCUUCCAGAGACGGACGAGGAGAUCCCAGAACUCAGCCGUUCUCUGAGGAUUCAGCAGCUGAUGUUCAGCCUAUCUGAGGACAUGCACUGCUCACUUGGGCUGCAGUUUAAGUGGGGAGGUUCUCACAGUAACACCACACUGCUCAGGUGCCUUGGUGUGGACACUAGGAACAUUGUUUUUAUUGGCACAAAGAAGCAGGCGGUGACUGUGCCAGCGUAUGCCUCUUCUUUGGGAAUGCUAGACCCCACCAAAGACCCUUCGCCGGCUGUUUGCUCUCCAGGACGCACGGCCGUCUCGGCAUCCUCAGGGCCCCCGGAAACACAGAAAGCCUCGACUCGUUCGGCGCAGGAGCUUCCUUCGAACCAGCCGGACUGGAGCUGUAGAGGCCUUAGCGGCUCCCAGGAGGUCUGCUCCUCACUGAACCUUGAUUAUUUUGGGUCUGAGGAUGAGAGCAGAUCCAGCAGCAGCAGCCGAGCCAGCAGUCCUCCUCCAGGCGUCGACUGUGAGCUGUAUAAAAUAAUCAUAAGCAAACUGGAAACUGACAAUAAAACCAGUCAGACACAAGACACUCUGAACCGCCUGAUGUCCACAGCAGAAAGCACGAGCAUUUCCCCCAGGAAGCCUUCAGCCCAAGAAGAGCUGAGUGGAGAAGCUGGCAGAAUGAUCUCUGAACUUCCUGACUUGUCCUUCAUGCAGGCCAAAGUUCUGAUGUUCCCCGUCUUUCUCGCACCCGAAGCUCACAAUUCCCCAAAACUACUCUAGCUGCUCAGCAGCCACUGAUAACUCACUUGUUUGGAAAGACAAAUAAAGAACAAAAUAUAAGUGUGUACAGUACAUGAGCUGAUGUAGAUUUUAAGAAGUACAAUAUGAGAUGCCUCAUACUGGCCUAACUUGUUUGGACAAGGAUCGUCAU
Molecule: messenger RNA, 2468 nt
Organism: Poeciliopsis prolifica (blackstripe livebearer)
Lineage: Eukaryota; Metazoa; Chordata; Actinopteri; Cyprinodontiformes; Poeciliidae
Gene: aftphb
Product: aftiphilin b
Exons: 11
Coding region: 302-2317 (671 amino acids)
Biological process (GO): intracellular transport
Cellular component (GO): trans-Golgi network membrane; AP-1 adaptor complex
Molecular function (GO): clathrin binding
Source: RefSeq, a predicted model, not a curated record